This is a messenger RNA of Cuscuta epithymum, 743 nucleotides long. The record is from the annotation of a GenBank genome assembly. Lineage: Eukaryota; Viridiplantae; Streptophyta; Magnoliopsida; Solanales; Convolvulaceae.
AAAUUUUGUAAGCUGUCAAAGCACCUGUUGAAAAAGAAAACGAUCUAAAAGGCGGAAAAGCUGUUAGUCUUUUUCGAGAUACAGAUUGUUUUCUUUUUAAUUUUAAAUAUCGGGUAUCGUUAAAAUUAGCAAAGGAUUGAAUUUUGGGGUCUGGGUAUUUCUAAGAAUCUGAUUAUCGGUUCAGAAGAGAAGUUCAUUAGCGUUCUUGAUAUGGGUGAAAAUUCUAAUAGCAUUGAUGAAUGGAGGGAGUAUUUUAGGAGUGCUAAUGUGGAUAUAUUUGAUAUAAUCGAGCACGCUAUUACAGUGGCAACCCUAGAUAAGCCCAAUGAACUGAGAUUGAAUAGAGCUCGAAUUGCUGAGAAGCUUUUCACAUGUGAAACAACCACCUUGUGCUCCACCUGCAGAAACGUAGAGCUGGUUUUACGGCCUGGUGAUUCCCAAACCAUGUCCCAAACCACUGAACUCACCAACCUAGCACAGACUGAUAAGAGCAAAGAGAGAAAAAUUAAUGAUGAUCGUUUGGAUAUGGAGGAGUUCAAUGCCAGCAACCAGAUCAGCAAUGGCAGCUGCUAUGCAGAUGCUGAGGCUUUGAGUGAUGAGAUUGAGGAGAUUUCUAAGACUGUUAAUGAGGUCUCAAGGAUCAAGCAGAUCAUCGAUAAACAUCAAGAAGAGCCUGAUUACUUGGUGAUUGAUUCCCUUAGAAGACUUCAAUUGAUGGCUUUGUCUGUGGAUAUUCUGAAGGU